This is a messenger RNA of Spodoptera litura, 4790 nucleotides long. RefSeq lists its product as uncharacterized. The record is from RefSeq and is a predicted model, not a curated record. Lineage: Eukaryota; Metazoa; Arthropoda; Insecta; Lepidoptera; Noctuidae.
ACCAUGUCACGCGACAGAUGUCCUUCGUGUCAAUGUGUGUGUAUUCUGCGUGUAAGUGUAUAGUAGCCAGGUGCCACUGUCAAUGUUUCUAGAGACUUGGUCCGCCUUUUUUCAACGUCGUUGCUUAUGACUUUAAAGUUUUACAUAAUCAAAUACAAAUUAUCAUAGAUAUUUCUUCCCACGAAAGCAUGAAGUUCUAUUUUCAAGUUCUACAUAAGUAUUGUGCCUACAGUUCCAUAUUAACGUACUGUACUGCGAGUUUAUCUAACAUGGGUAUCUAUCGUUGUGAUAUUGUACUGUCUAUGCUACUCAUGGAGACUUUACUACACGUGGAUUAAAUACUUUGGCAUAUUUUAAUGUAUUUACUUGUUUUAUUUUAUUCACCCGUAUGUUUUUGAUGGACUAACGAACAAACAGAUAGAUCACCUAAUGGUAAGUUAUCGGUACCGCCCAUGAACACCGUGUGUGCUCCGGUAAUCUCGGUACCGCAUAUCGGACGUUUACAGGACCCCUAUGUAGAGGAAGGCCUAAAGUCCAGUCAGUAGACUAUUACAAGCCAAUAAAAGACUAGUAAAUAGCCAGGUGAGAAGACUAGGAAGUCGUCAGCAACUAACUUAGCAUCACAGAUAUAAUUAGGUCCGAACUUGGUCGUAAUAUUCAUACAAUGCAAUCGAUACUUAAACCGACUUAACUUUUACUCCGCAACCUGCAUACACGUACAUAAAUAUGGUAGAAGACUAAGGGGAGCUAUCGUAUUUUUGGUAACUAGGUGGCGCAAAUGUAGCUAAUGGGUUUUUUUGUCCAUUCACUGUAGCUGUCAAAAAUUGAACCUCCAAUGUUGUGACUCUAGCCAAUUUCAUAAGCAAUUGAACGAAGAACGAGACGUUCACACUAGUGUCAUCUGGUGAACAAAAUUACGGUAGAUACCCCCCAUUGUUAUCGAUUUUACAAGUUACCGAACUAUUGCUGACCAUAGUUUUCGAAAAUAAAACAAAACAUGAAAUGACAGUUUCUCAGUUCAAAGUUGUCAUGGCCUGUCAGAAUUGCACUGAAAUAUUUGUAAAUACAUAAGAGUACUCGUUUACGUGGUUACAUUAGUGGCGAAUGUUAUAGUUUGCAUUAUUUUUGUUCAAAAUUGACCGAAUAUGGUGAGUAAGUCACGCGCUAUUUGAAACCCAAGAUCCCAGUAUCUAUAGUGGACCUAGCAAGUAGGAACGCAUCCCGAUUUGUUCACAACGAAAAUAAAAAGAAAAUGAAGAGAAGUACCAGCACGAACGAUUCCUUCAGCGCAAGCAGCACUCAAUCUUUUCCAAAAUCUCUGCAAAACAUAUUUCAGGAUGAUGAAAUAGAAGACGUUGUGGGUGAAGUUAAACUUUCAGAAUCACAAAAAAGUGUAGCCAUGUCAAAUGUAUACUCUAUGGACUUCACAGACAGUAGCUCGGAGAAACACAACUCCUCAGGCAUGGAGACAUAUAUCUUAGAGUGGGACAGUGAGGACAGCGAAUCUUCAGCUCUACAAGGCAAUGUUAGCAUCAUCAGCGUGAAAGACAGGCCUACUAAACCUGUUCUUGUCAGCAAAGACGCACAAUGUGAUGUCACGAAGAAAAUAAGCAGAUCUUCCUCCACCAGUCUAAACAAAUGCUCCAUUAUCGCACAAGAAAUAUUUACACAAACCAGUAAAACUAUCAUAGAGCUAGCUGAGAGUGACGGCGCGGUCAGAAAGCGGAUCGACAGUAAAACAUUAGAAACACAAACUUCCUUCAUAUCAAUAACAGAAAACAAAACUUUCGAGUAUAGAAUAGAAGUAACUGGUGCUACACAAAAUUUAAUCAGGAACGAAGUCGGUGAUUCAGGCGAUAACUACCUCGAUGUUAUAACAUCCCCACAAAUAUUUCCAAAUUCUAUCGACGAUGGUUCAUCAAAAUUCGUAACAUCCGAAACAGAAAACGAAAAAUCCGAUGACGGUACCAGUAAUAAUAGUUCGUGCAGCAACGACCAGCUUCCGGACGUAGUGAAUGACAAUUUUAAAGACAACGAACUGCUGUAUGACGAAUCAAAUGAAGAUCGUUCCGAAAACACCAGUGAAUUUGAACAAUCGCCAAACAUCAGUGAUAUUGAAGAAGAUUCACUCAUGGAAAUUAAAGAUAAAGCUAGUAAACAUGACAAUGAAAAUGACACAUGUAACACGCCAAUAUCUGUUGACAAUGAUGUCGCUGAACUGUACACAAAAUUAUCUGAAACCGUUGAAUUCCACAUGCCGAACCCGGACCAAGAAAAGAAACGUAUUGGGUACCUAACUCCUUUAACCGAGGAGUCAGUUGUUAAGAAAGAUAGUACAGGGGAGAUAGAAUGUAGCUCAUCUCAUAACAUCAUAGACCUGACCGGAGACGACAACGAUGUGUUGUUCACAAACAAUGCUGGAAUAAAAGUCAAGUUAUUCCCCAAAAGUGAAUCUAACAAAGAAAUCGAAAGUUUCAAAUUGCCCCCCAUACAGGGGAAUCACAAUAACUCUGAUGGUAACUUAAACUUCUUAUUUAAUAGCGGCAAAGGAACUAACAAAAGUAAUUCAUCGGGCGUUAAUGAUGAUCGAAGAGACAGAAAUUUGAAUAGAAAUAUGGAUAGAUGGGAGUUAGGGACUAAGGAUCUGGCAUCAGGAGAGAGUCCACUAAUUAGUGGAAGGAGUGACGCUGAGAGAGCGUCACACGGGUCCGUGCAGCUGCCUCCAAUCCACGUGGAAGGCCACGUGGCACACAGCCCCAGCAAACCUGAUCAGCACUUGAGCAACUCGAGCAAGACAGACGUUGUGGCGUCCGAACCCACCUUGCCAAUCAGUAUUAAGGAGAAAAUUAGGGAACUGAAGAUGAGUCACAGACCACGAAACUCUUGGACUAAUUCUAAGUAUUAUGGAUCAGGCAGUAGAAGCGGUUCUCCCAGCACGGUGUCUCCUGAUGAGAGCCGGGUGACAGAUGCUGCGGAGCGAGGGUGUGAGCUCGUCUGUAUCGAGCUGCUCAAGAAACUUCGCUCACAGACUUGGUUUGAAGUAGCAGAUUCAUUAGAGGACCUCCCUCGAUUAAUGGACAAGUUUUGGAGCGUCAUAGCGGAGCAUAGAAUCGCAGACCUAAUACGACAAGUGACAGCGCACGUGGAAUCUCCAAGAACACAAGUGGCGCGCGCCGCGUGCAAUACUCUUGCAACAAUACUCAAGAACACCAAUUACACCAAGAAACCGGACUUUUACGAAGCAGUUACAAUAUUAUUAAUAAAGACUGGCAGCUUCAGUCGUCCUGUGAGACGUGCUGCCAAUGUGGCUCUGGACGAUAUAGUCUGUGGCGUGGACUUGAGCCAUGCAAUCACUGCCCUCUGCAUACAUGGUGCUAGUCACAAGAGUGCGCUAGUGAGAUGCGCGGCCGCGCGCCUGCUAGUGGUGUGCUGCGCGCUGGGAGGCGGGGGGCGGGACUUGCUGCGCACACGCCCGCCCACCGCCGCUUGCGCACGCAAGCACGCGCUCCGCUCACUGGCGUUACUGCUCGAUGAUAAAAGCACUGAAGCUAGAAAAUACGCCGAACGUUUAUACUCAAUGCUGCGUCCACUUGCAAACUUUGAGGCUUAUUACCUAACUGACGUGGACCUGGACACAGCGUCGCGGCAGAUGAAGAAAUACGACCAGCUACUGCUGUGCGGGCCGCCGGAGAGCAGGUGACGCCACACUAGGACUAAUGACGCGCCAGUGUGACAUCAUCACAUUGUAGUGACCAGCGAAUGAUAUUGACAUAAGUAUUAGAUUCUUCGUGUCUAUCAUUGAUUUACUUUACUCAUUUAUAGUUUGCGUUGAAUUAAGGGAAGAAAAUACUGGUAUGAAUAGAUACCUUCUCUAUUUAUAUUAUCGACGACGAUGUAUACGAAUCUUUUAGUGCUUUUCUGAUUGUAUAAAUAAAUAUAUAAAUGUAAUAAUCCAUUAAAAACACAACAGCAUAAUUAUAAACACAAAAAUAAUGAAAUGUAAACGUUUACUGUCGUUGUUUGGGUACCACGGGACUUUUGAUUAGGAUUUUAAUUGAGUUUUAAUUAAAUUAAAACGUGCAAUUCUGACUUCUCCGACUGUAAUAGUCGAUUCAUUACUUUUUUGAAAAUAUUAAAUACGACAAUUUGGUAACAUCUACAUUAUAACAUCAUUUUUUCCGUCAGUUUAUUAAUAUUUAUCGCAAAUGAACUAAGUAUUGAAGAAAAUAUAAAAACAGUGUAUCAAUACUUUCAAGAUUGGUUUGUUUUUAAGUACUUAAUUUACUACUUACUUAGAUUCUUGUUUUCAUGUGAUUACUAACGACACUUUUUACUUACUCUAAAUUAAGAAUAAGAAUACUUAUGUAUUCAUGCUGUAUGUAUAUUAUACAGCGCGUAUCCCAUUAUCUCCUAAGAAAAUAUCCUUCUUUAUAAUGCGGUCCUUUAUAAACUGUCGGAAAAAUAAGAUUAACAUAAAGUUCAACCUGGUCCAGGUAACUGGCAGAAUAUGAAAUUCAGUCCUUCUACUGGGAUAUUAAUAGACAAAUAUAUAUACAUCAUCUCAAAUCGAAAAUUUCCACUCAAAAUGUCGGCAGUGUUCUAUUUUCACAUAUAUAUAAUGUAUAUAAGUUCCGUGGUACCCAGAUAACAUCAAUUGAUAGUUAAUCUGUAGUUCUAUAAUAUAUAACUAAAACAAAAUUUGUUUUCGUAAUGGAAAUAGAGUUUUGUAAAUAUAUAUAUAUAUUGUAUUUACAUUAUAUCUCGAUGCUUGUUUUAUAAACAUUUAAAUC